Eruca vesicaria subsp. sativa (arugula) is the source of this 324-nucleotide messenger RNA. The record is from the annotation of a GenBank genome assembly. Lineage: Eukaryota; Viridiplantae; Streptophyta; Magnoliopsida; Brassicales; Brassicaceae.
AUGGUGAUGGAGUCAUCAAAAUGGUGGUGGAUUGGAAACCACAACACCACUAAUUUCUCACCAUGGCUUCAUUCUACUCUCUCUGAGUUGGAUGCAAAAACAGAGGAUAUGCUGAGAGUUAUUGAUGAGGAUGCUGAUUCUUUCUCCGCAAGAGCUGAGAUGUAUUAUAAGAAAAGGCCUGAGCUUGUCGCUAUGGUCCAAGAUUUCCACCGUUCACAUCGCUCCUUAGCCGAGAGGUACGACUUGUUGAGACCUUCCUCUGUUCAUAGACACAGUCAUCAUGAGAAGUCAUCAACUUGGGAUGUGUCUUCCGACAACAACUGA